This is a messenger RNA of Agrilus planipennis (emerald ash borer), 662 nucleotides long. RefSeq names its product ATP-binding cassette sub-family G member 1-like. The transcript has 3 exons. Gene Ontology annotation, cellular component: plasma membrane. Lineage: Eukaryota; Metazoa; Arthropoda; Insecta; Coleoptera; Buprestidae. The record is from RefSeq and is a predicted model, not a curated record. The annotation marks the transcript as partial. Gene Ontology annotation, molecular function: ABC-type transporter activity.
AAACUUUUUAUUUUUACCUCUUAUCUAAGUCUUUUUUUAGUUCCAUUAGAAAUGAAAGUGCUAACGCGGGAACAUUUUAAUAGAUGGUACAACUUGCCACCUUAUUUAUUAUCAGUUCUCUUAAUCGAAGUGCCGUUUCAGAUUUGUUGCACUUGGAGUUACAUUGGAAUAAGUUAUUGGCUUACAUCACAACCAUUUGGUUUCCGAUUUUAUCUGUUUGUUCUUUUAUGUACCUUAUCAACCCUUUGUGCACAAGCUUGGGGUUAUUUUAUAGGAGCUACGACACCUACAAAGAUUGCAGUGUUCUUAGGUCCUGUAGUAGCGUGUCUGUUUUCUAUUUUCGGAUUUUGUAUAAGAUACAGAGACACCCCCGUCUUUUUUCGAUGGCUUUAUCAUUUAAGUUAUUAUAGAGCUGGUUUUCAAAGUGUGGUUUACGUAGUUUAUGGUCUAGAUAGAGAAGAUUUAACGUGUCCAGAUAAUAUAUAUUAUUGUCAUUAUUUAAAUCCCACCAAAUUCCUACAGGAAAUGGACAUUACAGACGUUAAUAUUGCCUCUAACAUGUCACUUAUAAUCGUCAUAGGGUGCUUAAUGCAUGCCUUAACAUACAUAACAUUAUGGUUUAAACUUAACAAACGUUAAAAAAAUUAAGUUUAUUUUUUUUA